UAAACUAAACCAAUGAAAUUAAGGAUUUGCAAGGUCACAGUUGACCGGAAGUUUACGUUAACAGAGGAAGCUAUAGCUAGCUAGUGUUUUUUCUUCUGUUCGGACCCUACAUAAAAACAUCGUAAACAUGGUUUGUGAAAAAUGUGAGAAGAAGCUUGGCAGAGUAAUCACUCCAGACACCUGGAAGGAUGGAGCUCGGAACACAACAGAAAGUGGAGGGCGUAAGUUAAACGAGAACAAGAUGUUGACGUCUAAAAAAGCCAGGUUUGACCCUUACAGCAAGACAGGCUUUGCUAUCUGCCGGAUCUGCAAGAGCUCGGUUCAUCAGGCGGGAUCUCACUACUGCCAGGGCUGCGCUUACAAGAAAGGAAUCUGUGCGAUGUGUGGAAAGAAGGUUCUGGACACCAAGAACUACAAGCAGACGUCUGUGUGACGUAGCAGGUGUCAGAGAACAUCUGCGCGAGUGUAAAUCGGACUGUGAAAGAGACGUCAGACGUGGCUUUGUCUUCUUUGUUUUAGAUUAUUGUAUCCCACCGCUGGAUCUGUUCUGUCCUGAAGCAAACACCAUUGUUUCCAAAUAGAUCACCUGUCCCUAAAGUGACUGCUUCCAGACGUGUAUAUGCCAGCAUUUUAAAUCUAGUACCUAAACUAGGUCUAUCUGCUUUUUUUUUUUUUUUUUACUUUAUGUGCAUGUAUAUAUAUACUGUGUUGAAAUAAAGCGGCCAGUUUGGCAUAAAGAUA
Messenger RNA from Fundulus heteroclitus (mummichog), 741 nucleotides. It is a transcript of the gene cript, whose product is annotated as cysteine-rich PDZ-binding protein. The transcript has 5 exons. The record is from RefSeq and is a predicted model, not a curated record. Gene Ontology annotation, cellular component: dendrite. Bases 128 to 433 code for a protein of 101 amino acids. Lineage: Eukaryota; Metazoa; Chordata; Actinopteri; Cyprinodontiformes; Fundulidae. Gene Ontology annotation, biological process: cytoplasmic microtubule organization. Gene Ontology annotation, molecular function: microtubule binding; PDZ domain binding.